Messenger RNA from Acyrthosiphon pisum (pea aphid), 2224 nucleotides. RefSeq names its product putative malate dehydrogenase 1B. Gene Ontology annotation, molecular function: oxidoreductase activity, acting on the CH-OH group of donors, NAD or NADP as acceptor; malate dehydrogenase activity. The record is from RefSeq and is a predicted model, not a curated record. Bases 681 to 1886 code for a protein of 401 amino acids. The transcript has 7 exons. Gene Ontology annotation, biological process: malate metabolic process. NCBI's taxonomy places the organism in Eukaryota, Metazoa, Arthropoda, Insecta, Hemiptera, Aphididae.
UAAUAUAUGUUCAAGAUGAUCGAUGAAAAUGUUUAAGUUUUUUAAGUGACUACUUCUUUUAGCGGGGUAUGGAUGUUCGUUUUACCCGGGGAAAAAACUUCCAUUGCACGUCACCGAACGUUAGAGUCCGCGCAACGAAAACUGGCUGGUGACCGACGUGACUCUAGCGAAUAUUUCCUAUCAUUGGUCAUUAUAGAUAAUAGAAUCUUCUAUUAUCUAUGGUAGUUAACAAAAAAGACAUGCCGGUGCUGUAGCGCGGAGUGGGAGUGAAAGGUGAACGGAGAGGCAGAGAGAGAGAAUGAGAAACGCACACGCAUGCAUAAUAUAUUAUAUCUAAUAGUAAUAAUAUAUUGUACCUAAUAGUAAUUAAUAAAUGAUUAGUUAUUUAUAAAUAAUAAUAAUGAAUCAUCUACGAUUUACCUACGAUCACAAGCGUUGUGCGUUUGCGUGUUAACCAUAGACUAAUACAUAUUACCAUAUUACUCUAUGGUAGUGUUACCGCGGUAUAUUUUAAUCUAGAAAUGUAUAAUCAUCAAUCGGGCUAUGAAAAUCGUAUCUAUGGAGAAGAAAACAAUCAUUCAUCAAUAACAAACACGUCGACCCUGACGCUAAAAACAAAUACAUCUUUGACGCCACAUCCCUAGUGUUUUUUUUUGUAGUAUAGUGGUUAUCGAUUCAAUAUGUUUACAUACUUCAUAGCCGGUGUGCCCAAAUGUCAGGACUUCGGUCACGCCAAGCACGUCGCCGAGAAAUUAAGACAAACACUUCCCACUUUCUCGUAUAAAGUCAUAGUAAAAACUGAAGAAGAAUAUCGAGAUUGGAUGAAGAAAUUCUGCAACGAACAAAAAUGGAGGAUCGAUAAAAAUCCGUUAGUCUGGAAAACUAUACUGAACUCGGACGGUUCCUGUCAAUUGAUCGGUGGCAUAAAUGAAUUUUUUGAACAUCUCAUAGAAUAUUACAACGUCGACACGCGUUUGGACAAACGAAUAAAAAAACAAAUAGCGCUGGAUAACGUAGAGAGACUGCAAUUUAUGUUGACCGAGCAAGUACCCGUGUUCCGAGCUCCAGCGACAAGAGUGUGCAUAACCGGCGCAGUUUAUCCGUCUACCUGUUACCUGGUUUCUGAGCUGUUGCAGUUGAAAGAACUCCAAGCCAAAGGCGGCGGUGGUGUAACGGUGUGCUUACAUCAUGAAGACUCGAAUAAAUACGGAGAUCUGAUAAGAAUUAAACACGAAAUUUGCGACGCCGAAUUUAAUAUUCGCGGUUGCAGCUCGAUAACGGUGGUCAACGGCGAGGAAGAAGGGUUGCUGAACUGCGAUUUGUUCAUCGUGCUUGGCAGCAUGAGAAGGGAAGAAAAUGAAGAAGAACAUCUAUGGAUGGACCGAAAUUACAUCGCAAUGAAGAGAUUGGCUUCAAUCCUCAAUCGCUACUGUCCCGAGCGCUGCAAGGUGCUGCUGAUGGGCAUGGAUCUAUUAUGUUUCAACCUAAGCGUUUUGGCUGAAAAAGCCGACAAAGUUUAUUUGUACAACAUCAUUGGUGUAACCGGUCACCACGGUAUGGUGACGUUACCAACCAUUUCUCGGGCGACGGGCAUCCGGAUCCCGGACCUCCACUGUCCACCGGUUUGGGGUUUCGACGGCUCGGCGAAAUAUGUCGACUUCAAACACGUGAUCUAUCAUUAUGGUGGGUCGGCCACGGACAACCCUGGUUGCGAGGACGCGGCCACUGCGGUCGAAGAUUAUUCAGCAGAUCGAAACAAGCACAAAUACUUGCAGAGUGUACUAUUGCAGUCGGAGAGUCUGGUGGGCGGCGACGGCGAACACGUUGCAGUGAGCACUAACAUCGAUCUUGGGCAGUUGGACACUUGGCCCCUCGGAUUUACUUGAAAAAUGAAUAAAAAUUCACAUUUUAUCAAUUCAUAAUUUAUGUAUUAUUUUUAUCGUUUUAGUAGAAAGUUGAGUAAAUCAUAUUUUAUUAUGUGCGACGUACCAUACCCGGUAACUAUACCAUCAUUGCGCUGAUAAAAUUAUAUUUUAUUUAAAAAUAAGUUGUAUCGCUAAAUAAUAAUAUGGGUCUAUUGUAUAAUAUAGUAAUAAUAACAUAGUAUACAAAAAUACAAAAUUGUGUAUGCCGAUUGCGACGUGCGUUCGUUCACAGAACUAAUGAAACUAUUUAUAAAUAAUCCGACGUAAAUCUAUAGCCCGUAUGACUAAUAAGUCUAUGG